AUGUCUUCCAUCAAUGUCCUGGACUGUCUUCCUUCUGACCAUUUCCACUGCAUCAUUUGCACAAAGAUCUUCACCGACCCGGUCACCACUCCGUGCAGGCACAGCUUCUGUAAAUCCUGCCUGAAUCACCAAUGGGACCAGAGCGAGUUUUGCCAGUGCCCCGUGUGUAAGAAGAGAUUCGCCGUUCGACCUGAAAUUGGCACCAAUUCCGUCAUGGAGGAGCUAGAGGAUGGCAUUUUUGUUUGUGUCCUCUGUCUCCAAACUGACCACAAAGAUCACCAAGUAGUAUCAAUGGAAGAGGAAGGAGCACAGCAGAAGGAAAAUAUGGGUUCUUUGAUGCGUCAAAUCGAACUGAUGAUAGAGGAGAGAAUGGAUAAAGUGAAAACAUUCACAAACUCUUCAGUGAUGAGAAAAGCGACGGCCCAAAAAUAA
Messenger RNA from Knipowitschia caucasica, 432 nucleotides. The record is from the annotation of a GenBank genome assembly. NCBI's taxonomy places the organism in Eukaryota, Metazoa, Chordata, Actinopteri, Gobiiformes, Gobiidae.